Messenger RNA from Cololabis saira (Pacific saury), 5393 nucleotides. RefSeq names its product phospholipase C like 5 (gene plcl5). Gene Ontology annotation, molecular function: phosphatidylinositol-4,5-bisphosphate phospholipase C activity. The transcript is spliced from 6 exons. The record is from RefSeq and is a predicted model, not a curated record. Lineage: Eukaryota; Metazoa; Chordata; Actinopteri; Beloniformes; Belonidae. Bases 440 to 4054 code for a protein of 1204 amino acids. Gene Ontology annotation, biological process: intracellular signal transduction; lipid metabolic process.
GCGCUUUCUCAGUGUUGAAUCUGUCCCGCGGACUCGGAGCUGCGAGCAGGAGAAGCGCGUCCUUCUGCAAACACCGCAAAAGUGCGCUGAGGACGAGCUGCGGUGCGCGCAGCGGCGAGUGCGGACGCUGGAGCAGAUUUGUGAGGAGAAAACAAAGCCGAAGUGACAAUCUGACAGCCAGAAUAAGCAAAGCAGGCACCAGAGCUGUGGUCUCGAGUACGAGUAGGAGGUCUGGCCAGAACUGUUGAGCGUCUCCGGUCCCGGCUUCCCACGGAACCGUGCGCUCCGACGAUGGAUGAUCACUGCCGGCAGUGAAGGAUCCGCGCUGCCCGCUCCCCCCUCCCCUCCACCUGGACGUCAGCAGAGCCACCGUCCUUCAAGAAAAAUGGGUUGUUUUCACAUUGACGGGGGGAGGGCUUGGCGUUAACACCGGCGGAUCAUGGAAGGGCUUCACACAGAUGUCGCGUCGGGACAUUUCUUGGAUGCGGCCACCGGCUCUCCGGCAGCGCAGGGCCCGGCGCUCCUUCCUCCCGGCGGCCCCCGGACAUACCUGGAGGUGGCGGCCGCUGGCCGGGGCUGCGGGGCCGGGGGGGCCGGGGGGGCGCACACCAACGGCACACGGCACCCGGAGCACGGCAGCCCGCGGAUCAUCGGGAGCGGCAGCCGCGACAGUUCCGCGGAGAGAAGUCAGGGAGCUGGAAGCGCACCUUGCGGAAUCAUGAAGGAUGGAUCAAAACAGAGGCAAGUGAGGAAGAAGACGGUGUCCUUCAGCUCCAUGCCAAGUGAUCGUAAGAUCAACAGCACCGCUGCUUGCAUGGCAUUCAUGAUGGAGGGCUGUGAGAUGAAGAAGGUGCGCUCCAACUCGCGCAUGUACAGCCGCUACUUUCUUCUCGAUCCAGACAUGCACUGGCUCCGUUGGGAGCCAACCAAAAAGGAUUCGGAGAAGGCCAAACUGGAAAUCAAGAGCAUAAAGGAGGUCCGACUGGGAAAGAAAACUCCUGUUCUGCGCAGCAAUGGGCUCUCAGAUCAGUUCCCCGAUGAAUGUGCCUUCUCAAUCAUCUAUGGGGAUAACUAUGAGUCUUUGGAUUUGGUAGCCAGCACGGCAGAUGUUGUCAGCUCAUGGGUCAUGGGCCUAAGAUAUCUGGUGUCUUAUGGCCGCCACACCGUGGACAUGAUGGAACCCAGCGAACCAAGCCUGCGGACGUCUUGGAUUGGCUCAGUGUUUGAGCUCGCAGAUACAGAAAAGGAAGGACAUAUAGACCUGUUCAGAGCCACUCAGAUAAUCAAGGGACUCAAUCCAGGAAUGAAAGAGUCGAGGAUAGAACUGAAAUUCAAAGAACUUCAGAAAGCUAAAGACCAGUAUGGAGAGGCUAUUAAUACGGACAUUUUCAUGGAGGCCUAUUGUGAGCUCUGCACACGACCAGAGAUUUUCUUCCUGCUGGUUCAGUUCUCCAGUAACAAGGAGUAUCUGGACAGUAAGGAUCUCAUGAUGUUUGUGGAGGUGGAACAAGGUGUGGAGGGUGUAACAGAGGAAAUGUGCAGAGAUAUUGUUCAGAAAUUUGAGCCAUCUGCCGAGGGCAGAGAAAGGGGCUACCUCUCCAUUGAUGGCUUCACACACUACCUCCUGUCCUCUGAAUGCCACAUUUUUGACCCCCAGCACAAACGUGUGUGUCAGGAUAUGACCCAGCCUCUCUCCCAUUACUACAUUAACUCCUCACAUAAUGCCUCUCUUCUUGAUGACCAUUUCUGGGGUUCGUCAGACAUCAGCAGCUACAUCCGAGGUCUCAGGAUGGGCUGUCGCAGCAUUGAGGUCAUAGUUUGGGAUGGCCCUGAUAACGAACCAGUCGUGUAUGUAGGCAGUUCUGUGGCAUCACAGCUGAUUUUCUCAAAAGUACUGGACAUUAUAAACCAGUAUGCUUUUGAAAGCUCCGAGUAUCCUCUGAUCCUCUGCUUGGUGACACACUGCUGUAUCCUCCAGCAGAGGGUCAUGGCACAACACAUGAAGAAGAUUCUCGGGGACAAGCUGCAUGUUGAAUCCCCCAACAGAGAAGAAAACUACCUGCCCUCUCCUGAGACGCUAAAAGGUAAAAUCCUCCUUAAGGGUAAAAAGCUGCCGCCUAGCUGCACUGAUGCUGAGGGGGACGUGACGGAUGAGGAAGAAGGUCUGGAAAUGUCCCGCAGAGUUGGAGCAGAUGAGAAGGAUCAUCUGAAUGGCCUUGGCUGUAAGAAGCUCAGGCUUUGUAGGGAAUUAUCUGACCUCGUGUCUCUCUGUAAGUCAGUACACUUCAGAGACUUUGAGACAUCAAAGAGGGACCAAAAAUAUUGGGAGAUAUGCUCCUUCAAUGAGGUAGAUGCAAACAGAUUUGCCAAUGAGUUUCCAGAGGAAUUUGUCUAUUAUAACAAACGCUUCAUCUCCAGGGUGUAUCCCACACCUAUGAGGAUUGAUGCCAGCAACAUGAACCCCCAGGAUUUCUGGAAGUGCGGCUGCCAGAUUGUUGCCAUGAACUACCAGACACCAGGCUUGAUGAUGGACCUCAACCUCGGGUGGUUCAGGCAGAAUGGUAACUGCGGUUAUGUUCUACGGCCGGCCAUCAUGAGGGAAGAGGUUUCCUACUUUAGUGCCAAUGCUCGGGACUCCCUGCCAGGAGUGUCUGCACAGCUUCUCCACAUCAAGAUCAUCAGUGGGCAAAAUCUGCCCAAGCCUCGUGGCUCUGCUGCUAAGGGUGAUGUGGUAGAGCCCUACAUAUAUGUGGAAAUCCAUGGCAUACCAGCUGACUGUGCUGAGCAAAGAACCAAGACUGUGUCACAAAAUGGGGACAACCCUAUUUUUGAUGAGAGCUUUGAAUUCCAGAUAAACUUACCAGAACUUGCGGUUUUACGCUUUGUGGUUCUGGAUGACGACUACAUUGGAGAUGAGUUCAUUGGCCAGUACACAAUCCCAUUUGAGUGCCUACAGCCAGGCUAUAGACAUGUUCCUCUGCAAUCUCUUACGGGAGAGUUCCUACCCAACACCACACUGUUUGUUCAUGUAGCCAUUACCAACAGGCGGGGUGGUGGGAAGGCACAUAAGAGGGGUUUAUCUGUGAGGAAGGGUAGGAAGGCUCGAGAGUAUACCACGACAAAGACCACGGGGAUCAAAGUGGUGGAUGAGCUCUUCAGGGCUUCUACGCAGCCCCUCAGAGAGGCCACUGACCUCAGAGAAAAUGUGCAGAAUGCCAUGGUGUCCUUUAAGGAGCUCUGCGGCCUGACUCCUGCAGCCAACAUGAAGCAGUGCAUCCUGACUGUGUCCACCUGGCUGAUGAACAGUGAGCGAUCGCUGAGGGUAACGGUGGACCUGAGCGAGACCUACCCAACCAUGGAAGCUCAGGGUCCUGUUCCUGAGCUUCUGCGCAAAGUACUCAACGCCUACGACAUGAUGAUCCAAACCAGCAAAACACUGAUCGAGUCAGCUGAUGUCGUCUACUCCAAGCUCACACAAGCACAACGUGCAGGUCUGGACUUCCACGAGGAUCUGCAUCGCAUCGGGGCAAAGGAGGGUCUGAAAGGCCGCAAGCUUCAGAAGGCCAUGGAGAGCUACGCUUGGAACAUCACUGUGCUUAAGGGCCAAGCAGACCUGCUGAAACAUGCAAAGAGCGAGGCGCUGGACACUCUGCGUCAGAUCCACUGUGCAGCUCAGUCGUGCGGCCUCAGUAAAAACGGAGCAGCUUCCCCCCAGCUGCAGCACCAUCCUCUGCACCAGCCCCUACAGACCCAGCAGCAGGCCCAGGCCAAGCCCCAACCGCAGCCUCCACCGCUGUACCAGUCCAAGACCCAGCUCCAAACUCAGAUCACACCUCAGGCUUAUCUCCACCUACAUCCACAGCAAUACUCCCAGCCGACACCUCUCCCCGCUGCCCAAACUGAUCCCAAGCCGCCGGCCUAUAAUCAACCUCCCCCGAUGCCCCGGGCGCAGCUUCAGUUCCACAGCCAGCAGCAGCGGGCGCCGGGACCUCUCGACACCAUCCCCGAGAGAGAAAAGGAGAUGGUCAGUGACAGUGCUGCGGGGAACUGCUGACCCGUAGCCUGCGCCCACAGAGAGCCCCACCCAAAGAGAGACGGAGAGACGGAGAUGCAGAAGGAUGCAAGAGGAAAGCAGGAGGCCGGUGAGGAAAGGGAGAUAGCAGACGCUCCUGGGAGGAAGACUCGCCGCGUUCGAAGCGAGACACGAGUCUGACAGGAGAUUUUAAGUUUGUAAGCAGGAUGGAAAACAGGUAUAAUGCUUGUUUUUUCUCUGGAUUUAGGGGAAAAUCAACAACUUUCAUUUCAACUAGAAAGCUAACAUCUCCUCAUCUUCUUUCCUGCCAGAAGUAAAAGGGUGACAGCUGGUGACAAAGUUCUGGUAUUUCCGUGUAGGAAACGCAUGCCUGAGACAGAUCAAGGACUUUGAUUUCCCCUGUCUCUCUUUGGACGUCGCUAUUCACACGCCCCUCCACAUACUGUAACAGCUCUGUGGGUGCAGGUUUUACCUCCCAUUGGCUUUUCGUGCCACAAAUUUGCCCCUUGUGGCAUGUCUUUCAGCUUUUGUUUCUUCAAAUUCACAUCCCCGUGCCAUCUUAGACACAAAGUGUAGUGCAAACCCUCACUUCUUUCAGUGAAAAGGAUGCCAUUUUAAUUUUACAUGCACAAAACAGAGCAGUUCCGCUACGCUGCACACCGUAGGAAUCCAAAAUUACAACUUCAGCACAAACCAGGGAGAUCCAGAGCUAAUAUAGGAAAAAAAAAGAAGAAGAAAACAACCUAUCUGCAGCUGUCGAUGUGAUCAGUCAUACUGGUGUGUUCUGUCCGGCUGUUAACCUCCAUCUGGCCCUGCAUAUCUCUCGCGACAUUCAUUAGGGCUGAAGUUCUUCAUCUUUCCUGGACGCUCCCCUCGCCUGUGAUGCUGCGUGAGUUUGGUGCCCUGGGUGGAGCUCGUCCACGUUUUCGAGUGUUGGAGGUCAGCAACCAGGCACAACUUGAAUGUUUGACCCUGGAAGGUCAAAAAAAUGAACAUGAAACUGUUUGUCAGUGAAAAUGUAAAAUAAAGUGACUAUAGAUGUAAACUGUAUGUAAAAUGUAUGAAGGGAACGCAUAUUGCUAUAACAAUUCUCUGAUAUUAAUGAUUGAUAUUCUAAUUGUUGUUAGUUUUACUCAGAUUUCUUUUUUUAACAUUGCUUCCACAUCGAUAGUGAUUUGACACCAGUUGUUCUGUGGAGCAGGUUAGGACACCAGUUGCCAGUGGGACUGGAACGAAGGUGUUAGUUGCACAACACAGAGGUCUGACGAUAACCUGACGUGUUUCACUUGUUGUGGAUUCUGCAGGAGCUCCUACCCAUUAAAACUGGCUUCAUUGUUUAUCCCGUCUCUUCUUGUUUAUU